AUGACUGUCGAGGCCAUUCGAAAAGUGCCUUUCAACAGCUUCAUGCUGUUUCCAGUUGUCUUUCUUCUGGUAUGCGCCGGCGCUGGUUUCGUGUUAUCGACGGCGUCCAACCAAAGCUUCGUCUCAAACGAAGCUUUGAAUUGCGCUGUGGGCGUUAAACCCAAUAGACGCUUGAGGAUGCAGACAUGGUCAGCAAAUGAUAAAGAGUAUGGCAGGCCGGAAGAGAGAGUAAACGUCAAGGUGCCUGGUGUAGAGAAACUUAAAGGUUUAAUCAAGUCUGGGACUGCAAAUCUCGAAAAAAUCGCAAGUCGCGCCAAGACUAGGCUGGCCUCCAACAACAAGAAAGCCGCAGAACUCAGCGCAGGAGAGGCCGAGUCGAAGCGUAUUGCGAGCGCCUUGGCUUAUUCUGUGCCCAACAAUAACCCCCAGAAAGCCGCCGAAGACAUUGUUUCAAAACGAAGCAUCGGUGCAAUGGAGUCAUCGGCUCUCUCUGUGGAUAAUAUCAACAACCACAAAGCAAGAGAAGACAUUGUAGCGAAGCUCGGUGUAGAAGCAGUCGAGGCCAAACGUACGGAUUCGGCGCUGACCCGACCUGUGACCAACAUCAUCGUCCACAGGAGACCUGAGCUGAGCGAUGAGGCGUUUAUGUCAGAACUGACCGCCAAGUACGGCGAUGAAGCUCUGACCAAGCUUCUGGUUGAAGCACAAAAUCCUAAAGCGUCGAAAGUUGCUACGAUGGUUAAUCUCUCCAGUUGGAUUCGUGGAUUAGUCAAAAGAAAACGGCGGGAGAACUCUACAAACAUCUGA
Molecule: messenger RNA, 807 nt
Organism: Phytophthora infestans T30-4
Lineage: Eukaryota; Oomycota; Peronosporomycetes; Peronosporales; Peronosporaceae
Product: secreted RxLR effector peptide protein, putative
Exons: 1
Coding region: 1-807 (268 amino acids)
Source: RefSeq, a predicted model, not a curated record